AUGAACAACCAGGGACAACCAGCCGGCCAGCAGGAGGACUACCUCGACAAGGGCCUCGACGCUGCUGAGAAGAGAUUCGGCCAAGGCAAGGUCGACCCAGCAAAGCAACGCAGCACGAACGAGAAGGUCACCGAUAAGGCUCGAGACAUGUUUGAGAAGGCCACUGGCAAGAAUGUGCCUGACAAGGUACGUCAAGAGCGCGAUCCCAUACAUUUCAGUCACGGGAAAGUCCUCUGGCAAUACACCGACAUUGCAACUGCGAGGCGGAACAACAUUCGGAGUCACAAGAUGUGCGCGGUGCCAGAUUUCCUGCUUGUGAGGGUGCAUGCUAGCAAAGAGGACUGGCAAACCCACAGCUCCGAUGCUUCCUUCCAUCCAACCCAUUGCACGAGUAUUCUCAAGGUCGACAUCAGCAGUGAGAAACGCAACAACCGCCUAGUCCAACCCUCCGCACUUUGA
Exophiala xenobiotica is the source of this 459-nucleotide messenger RNA. RefSeq lists its product as uncharacterized. The transcript has 3 exons. NCBI's taxonomy places the organism in Eukaryota, Fungi, Ascomycota, Eurotiomycetes, Chaetothyriales, Herpotrichiellaceae. The coding region runs from base 1 to 459 and encodes 152 amino acids. The record is from RefSeq and is a predicted model, not a curated record.